Messenger RNA from Thunnus maccoyii (southern bluefin tuna), 1092 nucleotides. It is a transcript of the gene cfap97d2, whose product is annotated as CFAP97 domain containing 2. The transcript is spliced from 6 exons. Lineage: Eukaryota; Metazoa; Chordata; Actinopteri; Scombriformes; Scombridae. Bases 241 to 1092 code for a protein of 283 amino acids. The record is from RefSeq and is a predicted model, not a curated record.
CUAUCUCUAUGCCUGUAUGCGUUUCUCUGUGUGGAACUUGCUAAACAAGCACAUGGUUUGAAACCAUUCAUUCAUCUCCCUGCUCUCCAGCUGCUGUCAUGGCAACCAUGUAUGACUGGCAGAAAACAGACUGCGGUCUCUGAGCUCCAGUUAACCCGGAGGGUUUAGGCAUAAACACACUCUUGGGCAGAUGAAGAGCUGCGAUAUUGAGACACCAGGCCAGCCACAGACUGUGAGAAUAUGAUGCACCAUCUGGCAUAUCAACCUCUGCUUCCCACUGUAAACAAAUAUCUUCAGCAGAAAUGGGACCAGUCUUCAUAUGAUUUACACAAGAGAAAGGUGAAGUCAGCUAAACCAACAAUAAACACAACUCCACCAAAGACCUAUGGUCACGUGGCUCUGAAGCUGAAGAAACUAAAGCUUGAAGAGGAGUGGAUAAUGAAGAUUCAGAGGGAAAACAAUAUGCUCAUGGACAAAAUAUCACACAUCAUGAGGACAACCGGAGGAGUUGACAACAGGAAUUACUAUGAAAGGAAAAGCCUUGGCAAGGAGAAGCGACAGCUGGAGUUGCUCCGUAUUACCAAGGAGAAUCAAAUGAUCCUGCUCCGUCUGAGCCAGUGCAGGCCUCACUAUAAUGUGAGGAGGUGGCAUGAGGAUUGGCUCCAAACUCUCAAGGUGAUGGACGCCAUUGCACGUUACCCACGAGGAGCAAAUCAACAAAAGAGCCAAGAAAAUUCCAGUAAGAAGAGUUGUGGCUGUGAGAAAGAAAAAAAGACCAGUGCUGAUGAAACCACACACAGCCCUGUGAACAACAAGACCAGGGGCAAAGCAAAAUCUAAGGAAAAUAAAAGCAGGAAAGAAACCACCAAGAAAGAGAACACUGGAACUGAGCAAGAGGAGGCGACUACACACCCUGCCCCUAAACCAAAUGUACCUGAGAAAUCCAUCUCACCAGAUACACUUGAGAAUCCUGGUUUUUCUGACACCAUUCAAGUCGAAACGUCCUUGGCUUGUGAUGGACCUGAAAUGUCCAACACUCCUCACACACCUAAAACAAAUGAGCAGGAGACCACAAGUACUGAGGAGGGAUAA